CAAGGUAAGAACCGUAAAACUGGUCUGUGAGAGGGUAAUCAAAACAAGUUCAUAUCAGCCUUAGCUACCACGGCAUAACAUAAGAAUCAGGACGGUGCACAUGGUUCAAACGGAUUGCACUUUCACCAUUCAACAUUAGUGCAGCAGUGUCUUGUGUUUUUCUAUGCUUCGACAUUUCCUUGGAACCGGAUUGCUAUUCUCUGGUUACAUAAAUCCUGCAUUCAGUCGCACAUUUGGCACCGUCACCGCAGCCGCAACAAAAAUGAGUCUGGAUCAAGCCAAGAAGAUCGCCGCCUUCAAAGCGGUGGACGAGUACGUACGAGAUAACACAGUGGUCGGAGUGGGCAGUGGUUCAACCGUGGUGUACGCCGUACAACGCCUGGCCGAACGGGUCAAAACCGAGGGACUGAAACUGGUAUGCAUUCCGACGAGCUUCCAGGCCCGUCAGUUGAUCAUCGAAGGUGGUCUGGUGCUGGGCGAUUUGGAGCAACACCCCAGGAUCCAUUGUGCCAUUGACGGGGCCGACGAGGUGGACGCCGAUAUGGUGCUCAUCAAAGGCGGCGGUGGAUGUUUACUGCAGGAGAAGAUCGUGGCCUCCUGUGCCGAUCAGUUGGUGGUGAUUGCUGAUUACACUAAGAAUUCCAAGAAACUGGGAGAGCAGUACAAAAAGGGCAUUCCAAUCGAGGUGGUUCCGAUGGCGUAUGUUCCCAUAAGGAACCGGGUGGCCGCCAAGUAUGGAGGGAAGUUGAAUCUGCGGAUGGCCGUCGCCAAGGCCGGUCCCGUCGUUACCGACAAUGGAAACUUCAUUCUGGACUGGCAUUUCCCGGAAGGAGGAGAUUUUGACUGGGAUGCGGUGAACCGAGAUAUCAUGAUGAUUCCCGGGGUGGUUGAGACGGGACUGUUCGUGAAAAUGGCAUCCAAAGCUUACUUUGGGCUUGCCGAUGGAUCUGUCACCGAAAGAAGUGCCUAAAGUGGUUGGUUAUCGUAUCUCACUCGAAAUGUUUAUUCAAUUUUGAUUUUUUUUUAUCGCUAUGUUCAAUAAAUUAAAAACAAAGGAACAAAAAACAA
Aedes albopictus (Asian tiger mosquito) is the source of this 1068-nucleotide messenger RNA. It is a transcript of the gene Rpi, whose product is annotated as ribose-5-phosphate isomerase. The transcript has a single exon. Gene Ontology annotation, biological process: pentose-phosphate shunt, non-oxidative branch; D-ribose metabolic process. Bases 164 to 970 code for a protein of 268 amino acids. Gene Ontology annotation, cellular component: intracellular membrane-bounded organelle. Gene Ontology annotation, molecular function: ribose-5-phosphate isomerase activity. Lineage: Eukaryota; Metazoa; Arthropoda; Insecta; Diptera; Culicidae. The record is from RefSeq and is a predicted model, not a curated record.